UGUUAUCAAGAAGACCUCCUCAAAUCUCACUUCGUGGAGCCUCUCUUCCAUCACCCGUUUCACUCCCCCCCAAUGGCUUCGGAAACCGACGAGGUGGACAAAGAGUUCCGAUUCUUCAAAGUCUACAAGGACGGCCGCUUGGAAUUUUUCAUGCCUCCCGUCGAGAAGAUCCCGCCCUCCAAUGAUCCCAACACCGGUGUCCGUUCCAAGGACGUCGUCAUCUCGUCGGACCCGCCCGUGUCCGCUCGGAUCUUCUUGCCCCGCGUCUCCGACCCGGGCCGGAAGCUCCCCCUGCUCUUCUACAUUCACGGCGGUGGGUUCUGCGCGCAAUCCCCCUUCUCCCACCGCCACCACAACUUCGCCAGCACCGUCGCGGCCGAGGCCGGGGCGAUUGUUGUUUCCGUUGAGUACGGGCUCUUCCCGGCUCGGCCAGUACCCGCCUGCUACGAGGACUCGUGGGCCGCGCUCCGGUGGGUCGCGGGCCACGCCGACGGAGACGGGCCCGACGCGUGGCUGAACGAGCACGCUGACUUCAGCCGGGUCUUCAUCGGCGGCAACAGCGCUGGGGGGAACAUAUCGCACACGCUGGCCGCCCGGGUCGGGUCGAUCGGGCUGCCGGCUGGCGUGAGGGUGGUGGGGGUCAUACUCAUUCACCCGUACUUCGGCGGCACCGAGGACGACCAGAUGUGGCUGUACAUGUGCCCGACGAACGGCGGGCUAUCGGAUCCGAGGCUAAAGCCGGCGAAGGAGGAUCUGGCGAGGCUGGGGUGCGAGAAGGUGCUCGUGUUCGUGGCGGAGAAGGAUCACCUGAGGGAGGUCGGGAUUGGGUACACCGAGGAGUUGAAGAAGAGUGGGUGGAGAGGGAGCGUGGAAUUGGUGGAGCAUGUUGGGGUGGACCAUUCCUUUCACACGAAUGAUCCCAAGUCCGAGAAGGCCGUGGAAUUGAUGGACAAGUUCGUCUCCUUCAUCAAGCACAACUGAUCCCCUUCCCGAGCACGUGACGUCAUCGUUAUUAAUCCAGAGUUAUAGUCCAUAUGAAACUUUGUACAACGCUGUUGUGUUCGUCUUA
This is a messenger RNA of Rhodamnia argentea, 1069 nucleotides long. RefSeq names its product 2-hydroxyisoflavanone dehydratase-like. The record is from RefSeq and is a predicted model, not a curated record. Bases 73 to 981 code for a protein of 302 amino acids. NCBI's taxonomy places the organism in Eukaryota, Viridiplantae, Streptophyta, Magnoliopsida, Myrtales, Myrtaceae. The transcript has a single exon. Gene Ontology annotation, molecular function: hydrolase activity.